CCAGAGAACUGGGAGGACCAGAGCGAGCGCCUGAUGGUGUCGGACGCCAACAUCGCUGCGGUGUUGGACCUGCGCGCCGCCACCACCUACCACUUCAGGAUCAUCGCUAAGAACGAGAUAGGGCACAGUGAACCAUCACACACCGUCACCAUCAUCACGGCCGAGGAGGCGCCCAGCGGUCCCCCCCGCGACGUGCGGGCGGAGUACGUGGACCAACACAGCCUCAAGAUUACGUGGAAGCCUCCACGCAACGAGGAGUGGAACGGCGCCAUACAGGGGUACCAGGUACGUGGUACCAGGGUACCAGGGGUACCAGACGAGACGACCAUCGUGGCCAAGAACACGCAGGGCACCGACACGCACCUGCACGGCCUCGACAAGUACACCAACUACACGCUGCAGGUGGGUCAGUGGGCUGUAGGUGGGUCAGUGAGCCCUGCAGAUGGGUGCGUGUACACGGAGUACGGUGUGGUGGUGUCUGCCUUCAACAAGAUGGGGUCUGGGCCCAAGUCUGCCAUGGUGCGGGCCUACACCAAGGAGGGUAGACCCCAGCAGCCUCCCCAGGUGAGGGGAAAGGGAUAUGAGGACGAGACGACCAUCGUGGCCAAGAACACGCAGGGCACCGACACGCACCUGCACGGCCUCGACAAGUACACCAACUACACGCUGCAGGUUCUGGCCUACACUAACGGGGGCGACGGGGUCAAGAGCCCCCCCACCCACUGCCACACUGACCAGGACAUCCCCGAGGCGCCCACUUCAGUGAAGGCGCUGGUCACGUCCGCCGAGAGCAUCCUUGUGUCCUGGCAGGAACCCGCGCGUCCUAACGGCGUCAUCACCCAGUACACCGUGUACCACAAGCGCCAUGGUACCACGGACCAGGAGGCCACGGUGCACCGGCUGUCCCCCACACAACUCACGUUCGAGGCUAAGAAUCUGGACCGCCAGCAUGCCUACGUGUUCUGGGUGACCGCCUCCACCCUCGUGGGGGAAGGCGACAAGAGCCAGAGUGUGCACCUCAAGCCUUCGGAUAAGGGUGGGUGGAGCGUGCAGGGGAAGCCGUUCAGGGAGACGGACAGGAUGCGUAUGCUGCCGGAAGGAUCGCUCCUGAUCCGCGAGGUGGCGCGCGGGGACGGCGGCGAGUAUACGUGUAUGGUAGAGAACGCGUACGGCAAGGAUACGGUCACCCACACCCUACUUAUCCAGGCGCCCCCCCACGCCCCCGAGAUCGAGAUCGUCUCGAGCGCGACCGACAAGAUCGAAGUGAAGCUCAAGCCCUCGACGGUGGACGAGACCGCGCCCAUACACGGCUACACGCUACACUACAAGCCAGAGUUCUCUGACUGGGAGACAGUGCAGGUACCAGCGGCCGCGCGUACCUACACGCUGGAGAACCUGUGGUGCGGGUCGCGGUACCAGAUCAAGGCGUCGGCGUACAACAAGAUAGGCACGGGGGAGCCCUCGGAGGUACUCAGCACCCGCACGCGGGGGGGCAAGCCCGUGGUCCCCGACGUGGGGAGGUUCGUGGAGGUGGCGGCCACGUCCGUGUCCCUGCACCUCAACGCCUGGGGCGACGGCGGCUGCCCCAUCAACUACUUCGUCGUCGAGUACAAGCCCAACCCCCAUGUCCCCCCAGGUACCAUAGCCCCCGCGCGGGAGGUGCCGCCCUACGGGUCGGGGUCGCUGCCCCUCUACCUCAACCUGAACCUGAUCGUGCCUAUCGUGUCUGCCAUCGUGGUCAUCGUGCUGGCCAUCGUCAUCAUCUGCUACAUCAAGGGCAGGAGCUCCCCCAUCAAGGAGGAGGUGUACCAGCAGUACCAGUACAACGCCAGCAUGGUACCCCCAUCUACCAUGGACAAGCGCCCCCCGGGGGCGUUCGCGGGGGAGCUGGGGUACAUACCGCCCCCCAACCGCAAGCUGCCCCCCGUCCCCGGCAACAACUUCAACACCUGCGACCGCAUCAAGCGGGGCCCCGACGACGAAAUCUGCCCCUACGCGACCUUCCACCUUCUGGGCUUCCGUGAGGAGGCCAACGGGGCCCCUGGGGCCUCAGACGCCCCCUCCAACUUCCAGACCUUCCCCCACCCCACCAACGGGGGAGCUUGUGGGGCCGCGGCCUCGGCCCAGACCAUGCCCCGCCCCCAGCCCCCCCAGGAGGAUACUUACUACUCUUGCGUCGCUGGCGACUACACCUGCGGCCAUUCCAGCCACGGCGGCACCCACCAGGCGCGCCACGGCUCCGGUAACUACUACUCGUGCGUGAGCGGCGACUACGCCAACGGCGGCCGCCCCCCCAGCUCGACGUACUACUCGACCGUACCCGGUGACCUCAGCCAGAGUACGAGCGGGGCGGGGUCAAUGGGUCCACAGGGCUCAAUGGGUGCGCAGGGGUCAAUGGGGUCGUCCCACUACUCAACCUACGAUGAACCCGCGCGCUCUGACGAGGACCCCACCUACGGGGGUUCAACCUACUCUGGCGGGGGUCCCUACGCCAGAGCUCUGGACUCUGUGUCCCAGAGUGGCACCGCUAAGCGUAUAAGCAACAUGGCGGGCCGCAACAGCCACCCCAACAUCCCCCCCAUGAACAUGCAACAACAACUUCAACAGUCGAACGUGAGCCAGUCCCCCGAGCCCCCCAGUGACCAUGACCUCAGGGGCCGCGGUCGCACCGAAGAGCUGCGGCGCCUGCUGGACGCAACUGAAGCAGCACCCGCAGCAAGGAUACAAAAUGGAGGCCUAAAGGUGCUCGCCUCCCCGGGGGUGAACGUUUGAGGGGGACUCCCCCUAACCCCCACUUAGGGGGAGGCUCCCCCUAAGUGGCCAAUAUUGGAGAGAAGAACAUCGCUGCUCCCCAGAUUCACCCCCUUUAUUCCCCCCGCUGGUCAACAUGUGUGGGGGA
This is a messenger RNA of Hyalella azteca, 2899 nucleotides long. Its product is annotated as Down syndrome cell adhesion molecule-like protein 1 homolog. Gene Ontology annotation, molecular function: protein binding. Gene Ontology annotation, biological process: cell-cell adhesion. The record is from RefSeq and is a predicted model, not a curated record. Lineage: Eukaryota; Metazoa; Arthropoda; Malacostraca; Amphipoda; Hyalellidae.